Messenger RNA from Oppiella nova, 1370 nucleotides. The record is from the annotation of a GenBank genome assembly. NCBI's taxonomy places the organism in Eukaryota, Metazoa, Arthropoda, Arachnida, Sarcoptiformes, Oppiidae.
AGGGGUCGGGACAAAGGGAACGUCGGUAUGAGGGGCGGGAAGUGGCAGAAGAAUGUGCGCCAGAAGUACGACCAGAAGGGACAGCAGCAGCAGAAGAAGAGGGACGCCUCUGUGGACGUGAGGCCCACCUGGAAGAUCAUCGAGGAGAUGGACUUCCCUCGACUCAGCAAACUAUCGCUUCCAGCGGUUCCCGAAGGCAAAGACGUGUACACUUGCGGUGCACUCGAGUACUACGACAAGACCUACGAUAGGGUGACCUCUAAGAACGAGAAGCGCUUGACUCGCGUGAACCGAAUCUUCCAUAAAGUGACCACAACUGACGACCCAAUCAUUAGACAACUGUCCAAAACGGAGGGCAAUGUGUUCGCGACGGACGCCAUACUGGCGGCCCUGAUGUGCGCCACCCGUUCGGUGAUAUCGUGGGAUAUAGUGGUCCAGAAAGUGGGAAAUAAGUUGUUCUUCGAUAAGAGGGACGAAUCGGAGUUUGAUUUACUGAACGUUAACGAGACGGCCGCCGAACCGCCCUUUUAUACGGACGACGGCACCAAUAGUAUCAAUUGGCCGCGCAAUCUGGCACUGGAGGCGACGUUCAUUAACCACAACUUCUCGCAACAGGUCCUGAAGACCGGCGAAGAGAAGUUUAAGUUUGAGAAACCCAACCCUUUCGCUCAGGAGGACGAGGAGGGAGAGGUGGCGUCAGUGGCCUAUCGGUACAGGAAAUGGGAUUUGGGAGACGGUGUGGAACUGGUGGUCCGCUGCGAACACGACUCGGUUAUGAUGGGACCCAACGGUGAGGUGCAGUUCGUCAACAUUAAGGCCCUCAACGAAUGGGACCCCCGAGUGGGCGGUGGUAUCGAUUGGCGACAGAAGCUGGACGUCCAGAGGGGAGCCGUGUUGGCCAACGAACUGAAGAACAAUUCGUGUAAAUUAGCGAAAUGGACGGUCUCUGCGCUGUUGGCCGGAUCCGAUCAAAUCAAAUUCGGAUACGUAAGUCGUGUCCACUUCAGGGACUCCUCCAAACACGCCAUCUUAGGUACGCAACAGUUUAAGCCCAAGGAGUUCGCGGAUCAGACGAACCUCAAUAUGGAUAACGCGUGGGGAGUGUUGAGGUGUAUAAUCGAUGUCUGUAUGAAACUGAAAGAAGGCAAGUAUCUGAUCCUUAAGGACCCGAACAAAGCCACUCUCCUCUUGUACGACAUCCCCGACCAGACCUUCGAGACCGAUGAGGACGAAGACAGUGAUGGCGACGACGAGGAGGAAGACAAUGAGAACUAAUGUUUCGGUUUUCGAGAUUUAGGUUUAUUUUUGCCGUAUUUUGUAUUGUAUUUUGAUUUGAUAUAAAUCAUUAAAAAUAUAAUAAUUGUAUAACA